ACGUUGCUAGUUCUGUUUUGUGCUGUCAGUAGCGAUCGAGAUGCCUGAGCCGGCGAAAUCUGCUCCCGCGCCUAAGAAGGGCUCUAAGAAAGCGGUGACUAAGACCCAGAAGAAAGGGGACAAGAAGCGCCGUAAGACCAGGAAGGAGAGUUACUCUAUCUACGUCUACAAGGUGCUGAAGCAAGUUCACCCCGACACCGGUAUCUCCUCUAAGGCCAUGGGCAUCAUGAAUUCCUUCGUCAAUGAUAUCUUCGAGCGCAUUGCUGGCGAGGCGUCCCGCCUGGCGCAUUAUAACAAGCGCUCCACCAUCACCUCCCGGGAGAUCCAGACCGCCGUUCGCCUGCUGCUGCCUGGGGAGCUGGCCAAACACGCCGUGUCUGAGGGCACCAAGGCUGUGACCAAGUACACCAGCUCUAAGUAACCGCUCUAUGUUCUCUAAGAGACUUCCACUAUGAACCCAAAGGCUCUUUUAAGAGCCACCCACUUUCUCCAUGAGAGAGCUGAGAUAUAGGUGAUCAUCUAAAAUGCAUUGAUCCUAUUUUUUAUAGGAGAACUAACAUGUAUAAGAUGCUUCUGAGGAAUGACAACUUUUGUGAAAAACUAAUUGUCCCAGGGUUUGAUACAUAAUGGAAAAUAGAUGCUUACCUAAAACUAUUAACUUUAGAAUAUUUAGGUAAAAAAUCUUUUGUCCCAUUAAUGUCUACUAUUCAGCAAUGGCAUCUGAACACCUUUAUGUUUAAACAAUAUAAAAUAUCAAUUUCUAUAAAGUACUAAUAAGUGGGGUUUUUUUAGUUAAUUUUCCCUAAUAAAAAUUUUCUUAACAUCUGCAUC
Molecule: messenger RNA, 831 nt
Organism: Dermochelys coriacea (leatherback sea turtle)
Lineage: Eukaryota; Metazoa; Chordata; Testudines; Dermochelyidae
Product: histone H2B 8
Exons: 1
Coding region: 41-421 (126 amino acids)
Cellular component (GO): nucleosome
Molecular function (GO): structural constituent of chromatin; DNA binding; protein heterodimerization activity
Source: RefSeq, a predicted model, not a curated record